Messenger RNA from Wyeomyia smithii (pitcher-plant mosquito), 1782 nucleotides. Its product is annotated as protein 60A-like. Gene Ontology annotation, cellular component: extracellular region. Bases 325 to 1575 code for a protein of 416 amino acids. The transcript has a single exon. Gene Ontology annotation, biological process: BMP signaling pathway; SMAD protein signal transduction. The record is from RefSeq and is a predicted model, not a curated record. Lineage: Eukaryota; Metazoa; Arthropoda; Insecta; Diptera; Culicidae. Gene Ontology annotation, molecular function: cytokine activity; growth factor activity.
UGGCAGAGAUGGCUUAAGAUUUAACGCACACUCUCUCACGGCUUAAGCACCUGCAUACAUCGCUUAAUUCACCAGAAAGAGAAGAACGUGUGUGGUAUCGCAAUUCAUACUAGAUAUUCGAUUGGUGAAUUUAGUCUGCCCUAGAGUUUCAUUACAUUCAGCAAUAAUCCUCCCAAUUACUUAUCCGAGUGCUUAAUUCCGAACUGUGCAGCCAUAUUGAAUAAUUAGUAAUCCUGGAUCAGAACCAGUGAUGAAGUGCACUUGAGGUGGUGCGACGAGAUUCGAGUUCAAAUCUGGCUUACGUGAAAUAUACUGUGUAAUGCGAUGAAGCUUGCAAUUUUUGCUACUAUCCUACUGUCCAGUGUUUGCUCUACCCUCGGGGGACUGUCGGGAAUUUACGUCGACAAUGGAGCUGGACAGACCGUCCUGGAUACGAUGAUGACCAACGACGAUCAGCACGAAAUCGAGCACGAGAUCUUGGAACUGUUGGGACUUCCCGAGAGGCCACACAAGCGCCAUUUGCAUUCUUCGAUCAGCAAAUCGGCUCCGCAGUUCCUGCUAAACGUGUACGACAAACUGACCCACGAAGGAAGUUUGAGUGCUCACGCUCGACACGCCAGAAGUGCCGAUGAUGAGGAUAUACUCUUCACAGAGGCAGACAACAAAGCCAUCGAUCAGAGUGAUUUAAUUAUGACGUUUUUGAACAAAAAUCACCAUGUUGCCGAGGUACGGCACGAGAAAGGACGAAGACUUUGGUUCGACGUGAAUGAGAUGAACGACGAUGCUGAGCUAAUAUUGGCUGAACUAAGACUUCACAAAAGCAGUGACUUUGUGAAGCACAAAUACAACGCUGAAAAUGUGACUAUCGUCGUUUAUUCGAUAACCAACCUUGACGGCGAAAAAGAACUGUUGAAGAUAUCGGAAGCAGAUGUAUCGACGGAUUACGAUGGUUGGGUCGAGCUGAACGUAACUUCCGUGGUUUCGGAGUGGAUCAACAAUAGGCAACUGAACAGAGGAUUUUACAUUGGUGCCUAUUCGAAAAAUCGCUCCGACAAAGAGAUCAAAUUGGACGACAUUGGAUUGGUCAGUGCCAAAGGUGAGGAGAAGUAUCAACCGUUUUUGGUCGCGUACUGCCGAGGACCACAAAUCGUGAAACCUGUGCUGCAUGUCCAUCCAAGGAGCAAACGUAACGCGCAGAGGAAGCGAAAAAAUAAAACCGAAAACAAAAAUCCACUCAGCGAUCCGUCGAUCGAUCAUCACAAGAGCUGUCAGAUCAAAACUCUCUACGUUAGCUUCAAAGACCUCAACUGGCAGGAUUGGAUCAUUGCGCCAGAAGGUUAUGGGGCAUUUUUCUGCUAUGGGGAGUGCAAUUUUCCACUGAAUGCCCACAUGAACGCAACAAAUCAUGCGAUCGUCCAAACACUGGUUCACCUGAUGCACCCCAGCAAGGUGCCAAAGCCAUGCUGUGCCCCCACUAAGCUGAGCCCGAUCUCGGUUCUGUAUCACAUAGACGAAUCGAAUGUGAAUCUGAAGAAGUAUAAAAAUAUGGUGGUGAAAAGUUGUGGUUGCCAUUGAGCAAGGCGUAACUCCUCAGUGGUGUAGUGUCGGUGUUGAAAAAGAAUAACUUAAAAUGCAAGUUUUUUAUUAAAAAGAGAAAACUUAAUAGAACGUGCCCAAAUAGUUUCAAAAUUGAAGUGGUUGAAUUAUUUUUUGAUAGCAUUUGCGUUGCGACUCUUGCCAAACUAUUUUUUAAAUAAAAUGCUGACUUAAAUCAUCCCUCUA